Molecule: messenger RNA, 753 nt
Organism: Lizanozyma spartinae
Lineage: Eukaryota; Fungi; Ascomycota; Pichiomycetes; Serinales; Debaryomycetaceae
Gene: PRE8
Product: proteasome core particle subunit alpha 2
Exons: 2
Coding region: 1-753 (250 amino acids)
Biological process (GO): ubiquitin-dependent protein catabolic process
Cellular component (GO): proteasome core complex, alpha-subunit complex; proteasome core complex
Source: RefSeq, a predicted model, not a curated record
AUGGCAGACAGAUACUCGUUUUCAUUAACCACAUUCUCUCCAAGUGGUAAAUUGGUCCAGAUAGAAUAUGCUUUGAAUGCAGUGAGGCAAGGAGUGACAACCAUUGGGAUCAAAUCCGCCAAUGGAAUUGUUCUUGCUACUGAAAAGAAGGUGAAUUCUCCACUUUUGGUGAACGAUACAAAUUCCAAAGUCGAAUUGAUUACUCCAGAUAUUGGGAUGUCCUAUGCUGGGAUGGGACCUGACUUUAGAGUAUUGGUUGAUAGAGCUAGAAAGUUAUCUCAUACAAAUUAUAAAAGAAUUUAUAAUGAAUAUCCUCCAGUUAAAAUAUUGGUUCAAGAAAUAGCUAAAACCAUGCAAGAAGCUACUCAAUCUGGUGGGGUAAGACCUUAUGGAGUGUCAUUAUUAGUUGGAGGAUAUGAUCAACAUUCUCAACAAUUUCAAUUAUAUCAAGUUGAUCCUUCUGGUAGUUAUUUCCCUUGGAAGGCUACUGCCAUUGGUAAGACCUCCAAUUCUGCCAAAACGUUUUUGGAAAAGAGAUGGAAUGACAAUUUGGAAUUAGAAGAUGCAAUUCAUGUUGCUUUAUUGGCUUUGAAGGAAUCAGUAGAUGGUGAAUUAAAUGGUGAAAAUUUGGAUAUUGCAAUCAUUAGUGAUCCUCAACAAGAUUUAUUAGGUUUCACGGGUACAGAUAUUGAAGGUCCUCGUUUCAGAAAGUUAUCAGCUGAUGAAAUUAAUGAUCGAUUAGAAUCUUUAUAG